Messenger RNA from Physeter macrocephalus (sperm whale), 5088 nucleotides. RefSeq names its product MIB E3 ubiquitin protein ligase 1 (gene MIB1). Gene Ontology annotation, cellular component: cytoplasm. Gene Ontology annotation, biological process: endocytosis; Notch signaling pathway; protein ubiquitination. Lineage: Eukaryota; Metazoa; Chordata; Mammalia; Artiodactyla; Physeteridae. Gene Ontology annotation, molecular function: ubiquitin-protein transferase activity; protein binding; zinc ion binding. The coding region runs from base 86 to 3106 and encodes 1006 amino acids. The record is from RefSeq and is a predicted model, not a curated record. The transcript is spliced from 21 exons.
GGCGCCGAGAGUCCGGCCCGGGCCCAACUCCCUCACGGGUCCCCCGGCGGCGGCGGCGGCGGCGGAGCCCACCGCUCGGGCUCCGAUGAGUAACUCCAGGAAUAACCGGGUGAUGGUGGAAGGGGUCGGGGCCCGAGUGGUGCGCGGCCCGGACUGGAAGUGGGGGAAGCAGGACGGCGGCGAGGGCCAUGUGGGCACGGUCCGGAGCUUCGAGAGCCCCGAGGAGGUGGUGGUGGUGUGGGACAACGGCACCGCCGCCAACUACCGCUGCUCCGGGGCCUACGACCUGCGUAUCCUGGACAGCGCGCCCACGGGCAUCAAGCAUGAUGGAACCAUGUGUGAUACCUGCCGCCAGCAACCAAUCAUUGGCAUUCGAUGGAAAUGUGCGGAGUGUACUAAUUAUGAUUUGUGCACAGUUUGUUAUCAUGGAGAUAAACAUCAUUUAAGGCAUCGCUUUUAUAGAAUUACUACACCAGGAAGUGAGCGGGUUCUGUUAGAGUCCCGUAGAAAAUCUAAGAAGAUUACAGCCAGAGGGAUCUUUGCAGGUGCCAGAGUGGUACGAGGAGUGGACUGGCAGUGGGAAGAUCAGGAUGGAGGAAAUGGACGUAGGGGAAAGGUAACAGAAAUCCAAGACUGGAGUGCAUCAAGCCCACAUAGCGCCGCCUACGUUCUCUGGGACAAUGGUGCUAAGAACCUUUACAGAGUUGGCUUUGAGGGCAUGUCUGACCUGAAGUGUGUCCAGGAUGCCAAAGGAGGUUCUUUCUACAGAGAUCAUUGUCCUGUGCUAGGUGAGCAGAAUGGCAACAGGAAUCCUGGUGGAUUGCAGAUUGGUGACCUGGUCAAUAUAGAUCUUGACCUAGAAAUUGUACAGUCUUUGCAGCACGGUCAUGGAGGAUGGACUGAUGGCAUGUUUGAGACUUUAACUACAACUGGAACUGUUUGUGGCAUUGAUGAAGAUCAUGACAUUGUAGUACAGUAUCCAAGUGGCAAUAGGUGGACCUUCAAUCCUGCUGUUCUCACUAAAGCGAACAUUGUCCGAAGUGGGGAUGCUGCUCAGGGCGCAGAAGGAGGCCCCUCACAGUUCCAAGUGGGUGAUCUUGUACAAGUGUGUUAUGACCUGGAAAGAAUUAAACUUCUACAGAGAGGACAUGGAGAAUGGGCUGAAGCUAUGCUCCCAACUUUAGGUAAAGUUGGCCGAGUACAACAAAUUUAUUCAGACAGUGAUUUAAAGGUGGAAGUCUGUGGAACAUCUUGGACGUAUAAUCCAGCAGCAGUUUCCAAGGUGGCAUCUGCAGGAUCAGCCAUUAGCAAUGCAUCUGGUGAAAGACUCUCCCAACUCUUGAAGAAAUUAUUUGAAACCCAAGAAUCUGGUGACCUCAAUGAAGAAUUAGUUAAGGCUGCUGCCAAUGGAGAUGUUGCUAAAGUGGAAGAUUUGCUAAAAAGACCAGAUGUGGAUGUGAAUGGACAGUGUGCUGGUCACACAGCCAUGCAAGCUGCUAGUCAGAAUGGACAUGUUGACAUUUUGAAGUUACUUUUGAAGCAAAAUGUGGAUGUAGAAGCAGAGGAUAAAGAUGGAGAUAGAGCCGUUCACCAUGCAGCUUUUGGAGAUGAAGGUGCUGUUAUAGAAGUGCUGCACCGAGGCAGUGCUGAUCUGAAUGCACGAAACAAGCGCCGGCAGACACCACUUCAUAUUGCUGUCAAUAAAGGUCACCUUCAAGUGGUGAAGACUUUAUUGGACUUUGGCUGUCAUCCCAGUCUUCAGGAUUCUGAAGGUGAUACCCCUCUUCAUGAUGCAAUAAGUAAGAAACGUGAUGAUAUCCUGGCAGUUCUUCUGGAAGCUGGAGCAGAUGUUACCAUUACAAAUAAUAAUGGAUUUAAUGCUCUACACCAUGCUGCACUAAGAGGAAAUCCCAGUGCAAUGCGUGUUUUACUGUCGAAAUUACCAAGACCGUGGAUUGUGGAUGAGAAGAAAGAUGAUGGUUAUACUGCCUUGCAUCUGGCUGCCCUUAAUAAUCAUGUAGAAGUGGCUGAACUGUUGGUACAUCAGGGUAACGCAAACCUGGAUAUCCAGAAUGUGAACCAGCAGACUGCCCUACACCUUGCUGUGGAGCGGCAGCACACCCAGAUUGUGAGGCUUUUGGUCCGUGCAGGUGCCAAAUUAGAUAUUCAGGAUAAGGAUGGGGAUACUCCUUUGCAUGAAGCUCUGAGGCAUCACACUUUGUCUCAGCUACGUCAACUUCAAGAUAUGCAAGAUGUGGGGAAGGUCGAUGCUGCCUGGGAGCCAUCCAAAAACACCUUAAUAAUGGGACUUGGUACCCAGGGAGCCGAGAAGAAGAGUGCAGCAUCUAUUGCCUGUUUCUUGGCUGCUAAUGGUGCUGACCUUAGCAUUCGAAAUAAGAAGGGUCAGUCGCCACUUGAUCUUUGUCCUGAUCCCAGUCUCUGCAAGGCACUGGCAAAGUGUCACAAAGAAAAAGUCAGUGGUCAGGUGGGUUCUCGAAGUCCUUCUAUGAUUAGUAAUGAUUCUGAAACCUUAGAAGAGUGUAUGGUGUGCUCAGAUAUGAAGAGAGAUACUCUUUUUGGCCCAUGUGGACAUAUUGCUACCUGUUCUUUGUGUUCUCCACGAGUCAAGAAAUGCCUCAUCUGUAAAGAACAAGUUCAAUCCAGGACAAAGAUUGAAGAAUGUGUGGUAUGCUCUGACAAGAAAGCAGCUGUUCUUUUUCAGCCGUGCGGACACAUGUGUGCUUGUGAGAACUGUGCUAAUCUGAUGAAAAAGUGUGUGCAGUGUCGGGCAGUAGUUGAACGAAGAGUGCCCUUCAUCAUGUGUUGUGGAGGGAAAAGUUCAGAGGAUGCCACUGAUGAUAUCUCAAGUGGGAAUAUUCCGGUGUUACAAAAGGAUAAGGAUAACACCAACGUCAAUGCAGAUGUGCAGAAGCUGCAGCAGCAGUUACAGGACAUUAAAGAGCAGACAAUGUGCCCUGUGUGUUUGGAUCGUCUGAAGAAUAUGAUUUUCCUUUGUGGCCAUGGAACGUGCCAGCUCUGUGGAGACCGAAUGAGUGAAUGUCCUAUUUGUCGAAAGGCUAUUGAACGAAGGAUUCUUUUGUAUUAACUUAAAAACUCAGUGUGUUUUGUUAGCUAAAGUAUUUGGUCAUGAGAUCUUAGUGAGCUAGUUGGAGGUUCUAAUGAGCUAAUUUUUAAUAUCAUAGUUUCUUUACUAGAGUGUAAUUAGACUGUAAAUGUACCAGAACAACAACAACAAAAACUCUACAAAACAGUGUUUGAAGCUGUGCUUUUUGGUUUUUUUGUUUUUUUCCUUUCAAUUUGAAACAUCAAAUCCAUGUAAUUCAUAGAUGAUUUACCUUUGACUUCUAAGGGGGAAAAUCCUUUAAGGAUCUCCUGUUAUUUUUGUUUUUAUUUGCAUUUUCUCUUAUAGUUUGUAAAUUUGUUAGACCUCAGAAGAUAUACUUCCUUAUGAUCAGCUAUCUUUCAGUUUAUCAUGAUUUUACACAGUGAGCUGAUACAGGUACUCAGAAAAGUCAUGCAUCAAAUGAAAGGGGGAAGUCAAACCAUUAUGUCAUGUAUGUUAAAUGAUAAAAUUAUAGUACAAGUUCUGCAUGGUUAAGGGAAUACUGAAGAGAGGAUUCUCUUUUUAAGAUAACAUAAAGUUAUCAAGUGAUUGUUUCUAAAUUCUUAGAGUAAAUGGAAAUAUAGAAUGAGAAUAUUAAGUUUGCAUUUAACUUAUUUUCUGGAUUCAAAGGAAAAUUGUUUAACUUGAAUCAAAUUGCCAGUUUCAAAAUGACUGAUAGACAUGAAAAGGAAAAAUAAUCAAUCAUAGUGGGGAACUGAAGGGGGUGGGGGGAGUCAUCCAAUAAAAGAGCACCUAUUAACUGACUGUUAACGGUUGCCUUUCUUAUAUUAAUUUGUACACUGUUUUGUUCAGCCAGCUUUUAAAAAACUGUCUGUGGAAAGUGUGCCUCAGUUUCCCCAGUGGUUACUUAUCCAGGCUUUAUCUGACCAGUGAAAUGAUAUUGCCCUGUUUGGGUCUCUGAGGUUCCGUUUAGCUUCUCUAACGUGCUGAGUAGCAGUGAUCCGAGAAGGGUAAUGCACUGUCCAAAGGCACCGGUCCUUUCUCCUCCGUGUCUGUUAAUUCUGCAGUGUUACUGAUUCUACCUUCAUCAUAGGCCUCGCUUCCACUCUCUCUCAGACAGUAGAGCUUACUAUAAAGAACAGGGUCUCUCUUCAUACUUAACAAUGGGGAUGUUAUUUCAACUGCCAGCAAUAUCCAAGACCUAGUAAAUAACCAGUUGAUAGAUACUUACUUUAGAAAGAAUGACUAGGACAUUUACAGAAAUGUCUGAUUACCUGUGGUUUUGUUUUGUUUACUCUAGAACAUCUAAUUAUUUUUUCUCCUUGGAAUGAGUAAUCUUUCAGCGUCUAAAAUGAAUAUACACAUAAAUAAGUGUUUUGGGGUUCAUUACUGCUAGAUCAUAAAUAAAUAUAUAUUUAUAAUUAUAUAAAUAAUCAGAUGUUUACAAUAGUAUCUACUAUAUACUGUGUUUAAGUUAACUCCUAAGGAUAGUUAUCUUUUUUGUAAGUUUUUUCCCCUUUAAAUCUGGUUCUUAUUUCAGUUUUUCUGCUGCAACAGCUAAAUUUGAAAGUACAAAGUCUCUAGCCCUCACAGCAUUAUAUUUCUGGCUAAUUAAUGGCUGCCGCCUCUGCAAGUCCUGGUGAGAACAAUGGUGCGCUUUGCUGCCUGGCUUUAUAGUCUUGGUAAUUCCGUAUCUGUGUUUAAGCUGAGUGGCUUAUUUAGAACAGUAAAAUUUUUAUAAAUUUUAAAUUUGAAAAUUUAUAUUGACUCAGUUAUCUAAUAACGAGCCACUGAGGCUGUUGAUUAAGCCAUACUUUGAAGUUGUAAAAAGAUAAAAAUCUGUCUGAUGAUGUUCACAUAAAGAGACAGACUGUUUUCUUUCAGAUCUGAAAACAAUGUAAGUCAGGGUUUUCCUUCUCUACCAUGCCAGAGGCUGCCCAUCUCUUUUUCACUAGAUCAACUUGUAAGGAGGGAACAUCUAGCUGACUCAUGCAUAGCUUGGC